This is a messenger RNA of Colletotrichum lupini, 747 nucleotides long. RefSeq lists its product as uncharacterized. The transcript is spliced from 7 exons. Lineage: Eukaryota; Fungi; Ascomycota; Sordariomycetes; Glomerellales; Glomerellaceae. The record is from RefSeq and is a predicted model, not a curated record. Bases 1 to 747 code for a protein of 248 amino acids.
AUGGGCUCGCAUGGGUUUGAACCAUGGAUGAAUGGGUGGCAGAUGGGAGAUGGCAGAGACUGGAAUGUCCCCGCACAUUUGCUUUGCAGGGUAAUUGAUAAACAGGCGGCCCGGGUGACACAUCCCGGUCGUGGGGAAGACCCACCGCUGAUAAGACUCCUCUUUGACUUUCUUCUCCUUCUCCAACCCAAGUUCAUCUCUUCAGCUCUGCAUUCUUCUAUGGUGUUGUGUUACCUUGAGCAGCAGAUACUCAUCUUUGGAACGGAAACUCCGUUCGAAGAUGUGGUUGGUUAUAUCCGCCUCUUCGAUUUUGCUCCCCAUGAGAACCGAGAGGCCCACGUGGAAGCCAUCAACCGGGCCGCUCCGAUCGAUGUGCCUUCCCUGAAACCCCAAGACAUUCCCCUCAACGACGGCAGAGUUCAUCUGAUCUACACGUGCCCUCGACCGUCCAUCCUGCAGCUGUCGCUCAAUGGAUCCUACUUAAUCACGAAUAGUCUACCUACCAUCGAGCUGUCAAAUAUUUGCUACCACCAUCCCGUUGGCCCCUCGCGUCUGGCAGAUGCGGCCCUCCGGCAGACGGAGGCUACGCCAGGGGGCGCCCCACCAUCUCAGGGUAGACGCACGGCGGAGGCGGGCACCCCGCAGUCCCGAGAUCGGCGCCCCUCCAAAAGUUUGAACUCUGCCCAAGCAAAUCACGAAAUUAUGACUCCUGACCCAAUUUCCCCUCCACGAUCAAUCUUCCAUUGA